AUGUCAAGGAGAUGCGUUUCUGUUGCAGUGGAUAAUAAUGCUAUCAACAAAAUGGCCUUAAAUAUUACAAAAUUGACUGAUUUGGUGAUGAAGAUGCAACAACCUGGAGGGUAUAUCUCCAUUGUCAUGAGCACAUUGUCAUCGAAGUUAAAGGAUCCAGGGAGAUUUACUAUUCGUUGCACUAUUAGGAAUCAAUACAUUGCUAGAGCAUUGUGUGAUUUGAGUUCCAACAUUAACUUAACACAUUUGUCUAUUUUCAGGAAAUUUGGGAUUGAAGCAACACACACAACUAUUGCAUUACAAUUUGCUGGCCAAUCUAUUUCUCAUCCUGAAGAAAAAAUAGAGAAUGUGCUAGUGCAAGUGGAAAAAUUCAUCUUUCAAACAGACUUCAUUAUCUUGGAUUCUGUAACCGACAAGGAUGUACUAAUAAUACUAGACAUACCUUUCCUUGCUCUAACAAGAACACUGGUUGAUGUCCACAAGGGAGAACUCAUAAUGCGCCUAAAUGACCAACAUAUUACAUUCAAUAUUCUGCAAUGCAAUGACAAUAUUGAGUGUUAUGUUGUUGGCAUUAUCGAAGGAACAAAGCAAGGACCCUUGGAUGAAUGUUGGAUCAUGUCUAGUGGGCAUAUGAUGAAACAUUAUGGUUGCAAUAUAUCGUAG
Molecule: messenger RNA, 663 nt
Organism: Hibiscus syriacus
Lineage: Eukaryota; Viridiplantae; Streptophyta; Magnoliopsida; Malvales; Malvaceae
Exons: 2
Coding region: 1-663 (220 amino acids)
Source: RefSeq, a predicted model, not a curated record